Trichobilharzia szidati is the source of this 4757-nucleotide messenger RNA. NCBI's taxonomy places the organism in Eukaryota, Metazoa, Platyhelminthes, Trematoda, Strigeidida, Schistosomatidae. The record is from the annotation of a GenBank genome assembly.
GUCGGCGUUAACUAGAUUAGGCGCUAGGACGCCAUGUCCGGUGUUCUAUGUUCGCUAUCUAUGCCUAACAAACGUAAAUGAUGCAUUUGAUAAAUUCAGAAUAACGGAAAAGGUUUUUGUUUGUGACAAACCCUAUAAAUUUAAUAAAUUUAAUUGUAGCAUAAUGUGGCUGGUCAAGUGAGCAGUAUUUGUCGGCUCAGCACUCAUUAGGAUGUUUCUUGGGAAAUCUGUUGCCUGUUCCAUUUUCUACUACUCCGGGUUCGGUUAUCUGUUUCGCAAGUAGAGUGGCUAUUCUGGGUUAUCCUCAACUUUUUUCAAGACACUGAUGAGGCAUUACCUAGAAGUUAUCGUAUUGUUGCACCCGUAGUUCUAAAUGAAGUCGAUUUCAGGUAAUUGCUUGAGUGCCUUGAAGGCGUAGGGCAGUCGAUUCUGAUAGCUCGACCAUUCACCUUGCAAAAUACUAAGUAGUUCGUUCCAUGUUAAAGAAGACACUUGGAGAAACUCUGUGUAAAGCCCAAGGAGAGUUGCACACUGAGAUGCGUUAGUUGUGUUAGAACCGAAUUAUUUUUGCUGGGGAAAUAUCUUUAUAGAGCCAACUGUGGGCGCACGUGGCCAGUUCUCCGUUAACCGAGUCUCACAAGUGGUUAGACGGUCAUGCUAGGUUUCAUGGACUGCUUCGAUCCACUAGAUAACCUGGAACUUCUGUUUUAGUCUAAUCUGCGUGCUAUUUAUCAAUACAGAAAAUGUUUAUUCCGUUUUAUCAGUAGCUGCAUAUUUCUCGUUAAUCAGUCUAGAGGGCUAUCCUGAAGUGGAUGAUACAGCUACCUACGAAGCAUACCAAGUUCCUUUUUUUCUACCGCAACUGCCAAGGCCAGAGUUGGUGGAUUGACAGACCUAUACCGGAAUGCAUCGUAGAUUCAAAACUGAUCCUAAAGCGAGUAUCGGGAAAUUAGUAGAUUUACGUAAACUUGCCACAAGCAUGUCUGUAUCUGAAAGCUAUCUUCGUGGAAAUAACUUGCAAACAAAACUACAACGUAGCUAAGAACUUCGAGGCAGUUUACAGUGAAAGUUCUCAGGCUCAGCUUGCAACAGCAUGAGUAAUGUUGGCCUUUUGCAUCUUGUCAAUUAAAGCAUGUUCUGUGGUGAAGCAGUUUGGUAAUCCCAUAGUGUCCGUUGCGCAAUUGUAGGUUUAAGUGGGUAAAUGCGAGAGAUGGUUGCGAGUCUAGAUGGCAAUGUUUUUUGUUAUACGAGAAUAUAAUUGGCUUGAAAGAAGUUGUAUUUGUAACCUUCCAGGCGUCCGCAAAAAGUGGGAAUGCCGUUAAUUUCACUCAGUUUGUAGUUAUGUUGCUUCAAGCCGUUAGAUGUAGUAAAAUAGGAUCAAGGUAGCUAACCAUUAUGGUAUAUAGUUUGCGGUUUCCAACUACAAAGCUGUUGUGAAUUGGAUAAAUCCUUAUUUGGAAACUGACAUUUAAAGACAUUCGGGACCUCCCAGUUUAGAGUGAACUGAAAGCGGUAAGUGUAUAUCAAAGAUUCUCUAACUCUGUAUCCCUUUAAAAAUCAAAACAUACAGUCGAGAUUGUUGCAUAAAGAUAGUAUUUUCAGGUGUUAAAUCUUAUAUUUUAAGCAGAUUGAGCAGAGCUCUAGCUCAGCCUGUUCUCUAUGCAUAUUUAUUUACUAAGUAAUGUAGCAAAUCUAAGUCUAGGAGUAGGUUCCAAGUCCUACUUUUCUUUCCAAGUAAGAUGAUUUACUGGAAAACAGAGAUCUUAAAAUUGUCUAACUCUGUACAAACCAUUAAAAAGCAACGCUGGUUUGGUAACUGGUCUAGAAAACCAGUCGUGCUCAAACAAAAAAAAAACGGUUGAAUUAAAGCUUGUGCUCACGAUAAUGAGACAUCGGAGCUAGAUGAGAAUCUGUGUAUGGCCAUGACGCUUAGAAAACAGCAGAGUAGUUUUCUUAUGAAUCCGGAAAUUAUGUAACGUAGCUUCGGAUUCCUUCUUGACCAUGUUUAUCUCAUUCUCUAAUAACUAUUGUAUUGCUCAGUCUGUAGGUUAGCCUACAAAAAGUUCAUGAAUCUAGCUGGAAAGCCUGUCCUCAAAGCUUUCGUUGAAUGCUUUCCCUAAAGUUCUAAAAUAAGUAUGAUUUAAAAGCCAUUCCCCAACUGUCCACCAAAAAUUCUGUCUAUUUACUUUGUUUUCCAUAUUCUGCCAGUAUUAUUGUUGUUUGUGCAAUUUUCGCCCUCAUCUGAUCCUAUACAUCUCUACCCGAGUGCUGUUGUGGACAUCUGCAGUUUAUUGACGCUGCGGAGAAUGAAAAUCGAACAAUCAGUACAGCUACGCCUGAUAUUCAGGAAGUUUGUAGACGUUACUUGAGUUUUCUGAGCAAUCCUGGAUAUCGUUAGUGUGGAAAGGCAGUAUGUAUGAUACGGAAGAUUGACUAGAAGUGGAGUUGGUGGUCAGUAUGAAAUUGUCAAUAGUUUGUAGUAGUAGCAGUAUUGCAUGAUUAAUACCCGCAAUAAAUUUAUAUCUCCUUUUAGUGUAUUUUGGUUUCAAUUGUAAAUAUUUGAUAAUAGAACAUUAAUAAUCCCUAGUUCCACCUUUUUACUUCAUUUGUAAGUAAAGAAAUUUGAUUUUAACCUAUUAUCUUGCUGUUUUCUUUCUUUAGCGAGAUUUAAGUGUACCAAGCAUUAACCUACAACGCAACGGUCACCCUUCAAUGGAUUUGGAGUCAGUCGAUACUAAAAAGUCGCGUGUUGAUCACCGAAUAGAGACACAGCCAUCUCGUGUUGUACAUAUACGAAAUAUGCCUUCUGAUGCAACAGAAAAUGAGAUUGCGCUUUUUACAAUACCAUUCGGUUCACUCAAGAAUAUGGUUCUUUCUAAAAGAAGUAACCAAGCUCUUAUCGAGAUGAAUGUUCUGGAGGAAGCUGCACAACUAGUCACUCAUUACCUGAAAUAUCCUGUUACUUUGCAUGGGAAACACCUGAUCUUUCAGUUUUCUACACAUUCACACCUUGAAUUAGUUUCCGAAAAUGAUGCUGUCGUUAAUGCGAUCAAAAAUGCGAAUCGAGUAGUUCAACAAGAUCUUCCCGGUGUACAAUCCGGUGUCCCUAACACUGUAUUACGUGUAAUCAUAGACAACAUUAUGGGGCAGCAAAUUAAUCAUGUUAUUCUGUAUAAGAUAUUUCAUCGGUUUGGAACCCUUUUACGUGUGUUAAUUUUCCUACGCAAUAAUCAGUAUCAUUGUUUAUUGGAGUUCCAGAAUCAUAUCCAAGCGUUCGUCGCUAUGUUACUCCUCAAUGGUCAGAAUAUAUAUACUGGUUGUUGUUCUCUUCACGUGGAGUUUUCGAAAACCCGAGGACCUCUGGAAGUUCGCCGUGAAAAUGAUAAAUGUCGUGAUUACACCAUUUCACCUCUUACUGAAGAGGAAUUAAAUAGUUUACAAGCAUUACCAAGCGGAGUAAAUACGACUACAGUAAAUCAGACUGUGAAUGCGAUUACUCAACCCACAUUGGGACAGGGUUUGUCUCUAGCUAAUCCAACUGCAGCAUUCACUACUGUUCCUCAAGCCCCACCUGCAGGCAUCAAUGAACUUGCUCUUCAGUUAACUCUUCUUGCUCAACAGUCUGGUCUUGCCUUAACACCGGCUGCAGCCGCAGCUACUGCUAGUUUCAUGGCUUUAACUGCCCAAGGUGGAAAUUCUGCUGUAAACCCAACAUCAGGAAAUAUAAUAAAUGCGGCAGCAUUGUCAACUCAGCGUACUGCCCUGCCGAAUGUCCCAAAUCAGGCACAGAUUGUGCCUACUUUAGUUCAACAGUCUGUACCUAAUAUGGGACAAACUGGGGCUAGUACUGUGUUAAUAGUCUCGAAUCUCAACGAGGAGAAAGUAUAUCCAGAUGCAUUAUUUACACUUUUCGGUGUUUAUGGUGAUGUAACUCGGGUCAAGAUAAUGUUUAACAAAAAGAGUACUGCUCUGGUUCAAUUCUCAGACCCUCAACAGGCACUGACAGCUCUUUAUUAUCUGAAUGGGCAACCGUUGUAUGGAAAACCGUUGAAAAUAGCUGUCUCACGCUUCAAUAUUGUUCAAUUGCCAAAAGAGGAUUCAGAUGUUGGACUGACAAAGGAUUAUACGAACAGUCCACUUCAUCGAUUUCGUAAACCGAAUUCUAAGAAUUUUGCCAAUAUUUAUGCGCCAAAUCAUGUCCUGCAUUUAAGUAAUAUUCCCUCUGCGAUUACAGAGGAAGAAGUUAGAAUGAUUUUUGAAACCAAAGGAUAUCAUGUUACAGAUUUCAAAUUUAUGCAGAAGGAUAAGAAGAUGGCACUGAUUCAACUUGAAAAUGUAGAUAUGGCUAUUCAGGCUUUAAUAGAUCUUCAUAAUUGUCAGCUAACAGAAAAUUCUCAUUUGCGUAUCAGUUUUAGUAAGACUGCUAUAUAAAUACCUUUCAGACCUCGUUGGUUGUCUACCUUUAUUUAACUUUGAUUCCUGGUACAUAAAAAUACAUUUUAUAUAAAAACCAAGUUUACUUUUGGCCUUUUAUCACAAUUCAGAUAUGUUUAUUUUAUUCAGAGUUAAUUCUUCCAACUUUCUCAACUGCAUUAGCAUAUUGUGUGCUUCAAAGUUUAACUUUCAUGUAUUAGUCUGAACACAGUGAGCAGCAGUAAUCGUCGAAUGUUUGGCAAACGAUUCUCUCCUGUCAAAUUUAAGAUGAUGCUAAAGAACUAGACUAGAUUGACUUCUAGGUUAAAGAUAAAAAGUGAAAU